UAUUUGAUCUAUUUAAUUUUUAGCUUAUAUAAUAGAUAUUUAGAAAAUACCAUAUAUAAUAUAUAAAUAUUAGAAAAAUAUUGUAAGUGACAUUUGUAGAAUAUAUAUAAUUAGCAAAAAGGUGAUAUAUUGCAAAGUAAUUCAUUUAAUGUAUCAAAAUAUACUUUUCAACAAAUAAAAAUGCUAAUUUGAUCCUUCUUACCCUUUUUUUAUUUUACUUUUUUAAUCUAAAAAGUUAUUGUUGAAAUUUAAAAAGCUCUUUAUUGCAUGGCAGAUGCCCAUGGUGGGGUCAUUGGUUGUGGAUUUUGUAAGUAUGACAUUACAACUGCUGAUAUAGAUAACAUAAAACUACUAAGAAUUUGUUUGGCAUCAUCAGUCACUUUAGAGUUGGCAAAACUGAUACAUGAACAAUAUAAUGCAACCCAUGCACACCAUUUUAAUCUCAUCAUUAAACCACACAUGCUAAAGAUCAUUCCUAAUAUAUUCAUAUAAUCUGGAGUUGAAUUGUCGCCUGGUUGCACUUGACUACUUGACACACUCGGUUUGUAACGAACUUCUCGUUCUGGACGUCUAGGAUCCGAUGAACUGUUCAUUUUAUCAACUGAAAUUUAUAGUAUAAUAAAUAUAUAAAAUGUAACUUAUACGAGCAACUGUAAUUUAACAAUGACAAUCAGCUGACCAUUCAAUAAAUGUUUCCUUUCAAUCAAAUGCACUAUGAAGUUCCUCACUUCAGACAUAAUCCUGACAUGUAGUAAUAUUCUAAUGAGUUUAAGAAUACUCAAAUAAUUUUUAAAAAAGUAAUAUAUUUUAUUUUUGAAUAUAUUUAAAACCAUCAAUAUGUAACAUACAUUUGUUUAUUUUCAGAUUUAAUUAAAAAUUACUGAAUUCUCAUUAAUCAUUUAUUCUUACAUUCUAAUACACAUAAGGUAUCGUAAAAUCGAUACAUCAAAUCGAAAUCAUAUAUUCAUCACGUGCAGUGUAGGAUACGCGCCACGUGCAUUAUUCUAAACAUUAUUUAAGGUUUCCAUAAGCGUUCUAAAUAUUUUUAUUCUAAACGUUAAUUUUUAUUCUAAAUGUGAAAAAAUACAUAGUUUAAAAAUGAAUAUAAUACCGUGUACAACUUGGGUGAGAAAAGGUGUUGCCUCUACAAAUCCUGAAAAGAGAUAUUGAAAGUGAUAUAGACGAGGAACAUGAUGAAGUUGUAAAAGAAAAAAAUGAAGCAGAAUCUCAACCUAAUACAUCCAUAAUCGAUGAAUAUAACUUUGAUAAAUAUGAUGACGAAUCAAAUAGCAUACAUUGCAAUAUUGGUGGUAUUGCAAUUUUUGAAAAAGAUGGAGAAGAUCCCUUUAUAACAGGAGAAGACAAUGAUUCAGAGAAAGAAGAUGAUAUUAUCAAAAGUGAUGACAAUCUUGUAUUAAUAGGACAUGUAGAAGGAGAUGCCAGUAUCCUGGAAGUAUUUGUAUAUAAUGAAAAUGAAGGUUCAUUUUAUUGUCAUCAUGACAUAUUGUUACCAUCAUUCCCACUGUGUAUAGAAUGGCUCAACUUUGAUUCUUCAGAUCCAAAACCAAGUAAUUUAUGUGCAAUUGGUAAUAUGACUCCUAUAAUAGAAGUGUGGGAUUUAGAUUUGAUAGAUUGUUUAGAACCAGCUUAUAAACUUGGUUCUAAACCAAGUAAAAAAAAAAAUCGGAAACGUGUCGGACAUAAAGAUGCUGUAUUAGACUUAGCAUGGAAUGAAAAUUAUGUGCAUGUACUUGCUAGUGGCUCUGUUGAUCAAACGGUUCUAUUAUGGGAUUUAGAGAAUGGAAAACCUGUAAAUAAAUUUACAUCUUUUUAUGAAAAAGUUCAGUCAUUAAAAUGGCAUCCAAAAGAAACUCAUCAAUUACUAACAGGUUGUGCAGAUAAGGUAGUGAGAUUAUUUGACUGUAGGUAUAAAGAAAUUGUAAAGACAUGGAAAAUAUUGGGAGAAGUGGAAAAAGUAUUGUGGAAUCAUUUUGAUCCAAAUUAUUGCAUAGUUUAUCACUUAGUUCAUCAUGCUGUGGACUUCUAGUUACUUCAGCAAAUGACGGCGUCAUAAAAGUAUGGGAUAUUAUUAACAAUUCAGAACCACGGUUUAUUUGGGAAACAAAGACUAAUCUUGGUACUUUAUUAUGCCUUGCAUCAAACCCAGAUAGUCCUUUUAUAUUUUCUGCUGGCGGUGAUAAUAAAUCACAUAAUUAUAAGAUAUUUGAUAUCUCAGAAGUACCAGAAGUACGCGAGAGAUUUCAAGAACGAAAGCGUAUUACAUUGCGAAGUAUUACCAAUGAUACAAAAAUAAAAGAAGAAGAAAUGAUGGAUGUAACUGAAGAUAUAGAUUCAAUAGUUUUAAAUGCAGAUAACAAGAAAAAUAAUGUCUAAAAGAAAGAAAUAAAAGUAAGUAAAGAAGUACAAUAAAGAUUAUAAAUUAUAUUAAUAAUGAAAUCUGCAAAUACUACAACUCAAAGGUAAUUGUGCUACUUUUUACUUGUAUAUUAUUUUGAUAUAAAUAAAAUAUUAAAAAGGAAUGCACAUACUUGGAAGGCUAAACUAAAAUUUGUAUUGUUUCUUCUUAAAACAUGUAAUUUAUUUUUUCCUUGUAAUAAUAUAUUGUUAAUUUCAACAGUAUUUUUCGAAAGUUUUAUAAUCUGUACAACAUAGUAAUUCUGUUCUAAUAAUUUACAACACACACAAAUUCAAUUUUAUUUUAACAUAUUUUUACACAUUAAAGACAAUUGGUACAACUUUUGAUUUGAAUUGAUCCAAUAUUUUAAAAAAUUUUAAGACAUUGAUAUUGAAUUGAUUUUAAAAAUUAUUUUUUUAAUCAAUGAAUGUAAUUGAUAUUAUAGAUUUUGUAGUUGUACAUUAUAAAAUAUAAAGCGUGUACUGUAAUGAUUAAGAAUACAUUAUCUUGAUAAUGAUAAUUUAAUAUAAUUUAAAAUAUAUCUGUCAUUGAUUUUUUUCAAUUUUUGUCUAAAGUAAAUAUUAAAAUCAAAAUGAUUUGUAAUUACAGCUGAGAAUAUAAAAAGUUAAAAUUAGUUUCUAUUCAACGAAAAUUUGAUAUUUAUUUUAUAAAAUUUAUAAAAUCGAUGAUCAUGAAAAACAAUUGAGAAAUAGCAAUUACAAUUUCAUUUAUGUCAUAAACUCUUUUUAACAUGGCAUGAUUAUAUAAUUUUUUGGUACCUGAAUAAUUGUAUGUAUAAAUGUUUGUAAAAGUAUGGAUUUACUUUCAGAUUUAUGAUAAAGAAUAUUUACUUUAAUGACAAAUUACAUCUUAGAGGUCACUCUAACUAGCAUAUAAAUAUUUUACAUAAAAUUAAAAAGAAUUAGUUGUAUAACAUGUUAACAUUCCAUGUACUUAUGAAAUAAUCGUAUGGUCCUUGUAGUCACAAUAAAUUUUGUUUAUCAAUUCAGUAAUGCUAUUUCUUACCUGGUAACGAAAGACAUGUAAAAAUAAAUAUAAAAAGAAUUAUAAAUCACAGUUAUAAGUGAUUGGGCAGUUACUAAUAUGAGCUAGCUUUGCAGCUUUUACGCUCUGCUGUAGUACCAGUAAUAAAAAAAUGAUAGUCUUCUGUAGAUAUAUUUCAAUAUUUGUGAUUUUACUACAUAAAGAAACUAAUAUUUAGUAAAUUGGUCAAAUAUUUUCGAGUAAUAUGUCGAAUCUCUAUAUCUUAAUAGAUUAUUAAAGUAUGGACAAUAAAGAAGUACAUAAAAGUUACAUCUGUUGUGUUGAACAUAAUGAAAAUUGUGAGCAAUCAAAAUUAACAAAAUUCUUUAUUAUAAAUUCAGAUAUUAUUUAAAAUAUAUAUUAAAUCAUACGAUACCUAUUUCAAUUUAUAUUAUAUUCUAUAUUAUGUAAUUUAAUUGUAUAUUCUUUUAUGUAUACAUAUACACAAUGUAUAUAUAUUAUGUAUAUAUAUAUAAAUUAAAAACUUCUGCAUUAAUGAAAUUAACUGCUAUUAAAAUGUAAAACUUGGAACAGAUCAAAUUUAUAGAUAGUUUGGAAUGGGAUAAAGGUAUAUACGUACCAAUGCCAGUGUCUUAAUUCGUCCUCGCAGUAAUUAUUAAAUAAACAAGUCAAAUACCUCAUACAUAAAUGAGUUUGUUAAAAUAUUCUAAUUAUCAAUAAUCUUACAACAUGCUUUCUGGCAGUGGUGUCAUAGAUUCAAUGAAAGUCAUGUGGACAUUAUUAUGUCAACAAUUAUAUCAAAUUCCAUUUGCCAUAUUAAGGUACAUAUAUAAUGCAUUUGUUAUGAUUAAUAUUGUAUAAAUAAUGUCUUAUGUAAUAUCCAAAGUUGCACAGAUUUAACUAACUUUUGUUUUGAGUGUCAAGAUUACUGUUAUGAAACAGAUAGUUUUGAUGUCAAUAUGUAGCAACAAUAUAUAACAUAUUUCUUACAUUAUAUUGAAGACAUAAUUCAAUGUUUCCACUGAUAGCAUAAAACAUCUGACUUCAUUGAAUGUUACAUAACCUUAAUUCAUACACAUAUGUAAUAUAGCACUGAGCUAAGCAUCUGUUCCUAUAUCAAGACUUCUAGAAUCUUGAUUAGAAUCAUGCUGACUUCCAUUUUCAGAAGAAGCACUGCUAGAUAAACCAGAUUGAUCUGAACUUUUUUUCACUUUGGGCUUAUAUUCUGUAAUAACGACAGUAACAUUGUUCACUGUCACUUCAUUGGUCUGAGCAGUACUACGAUCUAUAUUUUUAAGACGAGGUGGAUGCCUAUUUUUACGCCUUGGUUUGUCCAAUUUACGGUCUUUUUCUUUACCACUACUAGUUGUACUACCCCCACUUCCGCCUUCCUUUUUUCCAGGUUUUAAAAGUGGUACAUAUUGUUGUGUAACCUGUUGUGCCACAAGUUGGGGAUUAAUACGGGGUUUCCGCGUCGAAGUUCCUUUGCGGACGUCACACAUGAGGCACUUAAAUGCUUCUGCGGUAUUUCUAUAUGUGCAAACACUGCAGUCCCAAUAGUUUUCUUCCAAAACCUUCGCCUGACGUUUUCCACUUCCCGAAUGGUUCAUUGUUCAUGAAAGUCAGUUGUAGAACACUGUACCUUCUCAAAAGAGAGCUAGCCUUCCUAUACGUGCUUUCAGCCUCAUUAAAAGUGAUUUUAUAAACACUGGAUACUUUAUGACAAUGAGAGUGCUCUAAAAGAGCAAGGAUAAAGAUAUGUAAUAAAAGAAAUAGACAAUUGCCUAAGACAAUAUUCUGUGCAUCAACUAAACAAGAUACACAAUUGUCUGACGUAUUCAUCUUUGCUAUAUAAGCCAUCUAUAUCUCUUUGUUGUGACAUUCUGAUGUACAUGUUUUAAAAUAUAUAUCAAUUGAAAGCACCAAUUUAUGGAACUUUUUGUAUAGUAAGGGUUAUCCGUCGUUUUUUGUUAUAUCACAAAUUUUUACUUUUUCACUUACAAAACUUAUAUUAAACAUCCAUGGGGCAAUGUGUUAUUAAUAAAAUCUUAAUUACGAAAAGUUUAAAUACUUUUUAUAAUGUAAAGAUUUCAAACAUUCUUUUCUUUAAUGAAACAGAUGGAAUUCUUCACUUGCAUAUAAAAGUAGCAUUAUUCCACAUAUAAGAUGUUCUCCUUGUCAGUAUUAUCAGUAUGUUUUAUGCACGUACACAAGACACUUUGACACAUUUACAGUCAAGAUAUUUUUCUGAUCUUUUGUGUCAUUGUAAAACAGUUACUUUACACAUAAAACGUUAUAAAAACCAACUAACUCGAAGAUAUUGACAAACAAUCCAAAGCGCUGUUCCCCUAUAAGUCGAACAGCGGAAUGUUGAAUACGGACUAAAAUACUAUUCGGUUUGGCAACAUUGAUGCAUCAAAUGAGAUGGAUAAAUCAUGGGAUCAUCCAUGGACCACAGAGGAAAUGCGAAGAAAGAGAAGAGAAUGGAGUUUAGCAGGAGAUGCAGGCCUCCUUAAGCAUCUUCAGCAAUUUUCCGAUAAUGUAGUAUCGAGAGCAAAUAAAACUCAAGAAGCCUUAGAUUCACUGACAACUCAACUAAAUGAAACCACAAUAUUUAUAGAUAAUGUUACCAAUACAUCUUUGGCUUUAGCCAAUACUCAAUUUAUUGAAAGCCGUGUGCAGGAAGAUAAUAUAGAAAUUGGGGAACAAGUAGAAACAUCAAUUCAGCAAAAUAAAGAUGAAGAUUCUACAACUGCAGAUUUUAUAGCUAGUGUAAGUGAAAGUGUAAAGCAAGGCCUAAAUAUAAUGUAUGAAAAAUAUAAAGAAAUGGAGUUUGUUGAUAGUGACAGUGAAGAAGAGGACAAUAAAGUAGUACUAAGUGUUGUAUUGGGGCCAAAUAAUCCAUACCAAGAACGACCUUUGCCUUAUGUUAUUGGCUCAGAAAAAUGGAAAAAUUCAAAUAAAAUUGGUCUAGAAAGCAGUAGUGAAUCUGAACAAGUAGAUGAAGAAGAGGAAUCAGAAAGUGAAGAUGAUACAACAGCAGCGUUUAAAGAUUAUAAUUCUUCUUUGAAUGAAUCUGAUUACAGCAAAAGGAAUGCUAUGGCAUAUAUAGGCAAUGACAAAAUGGAUACACUUAGUCAAAAUGAUAUAGAUUCUGUCCCUGAAUCAAUUACUCCUACUGAUACUGUAUCAAAGGUACCAUUACCAAACAACAUAACACCAAAUUUUGCAGAAGAAUUAGCCAAGCGAUUAGGUACAGUUCGACAGGCCCAAAAACCUGUUGUAGAUGAAAAAAAUGAGGCAUCAAUAAAUCGAUUUAAAGAUGAUUUAUUUACACCAGAGGAAGAUGAAAAUAUUUUGAGUGAUAAAUCUAAAAUUACAUUGGGCAGAAAUAAAGGAUAUUUAAAUGAUCAAUUCACUGGAGAUUUAUCGAAGGAAAAACAAAUCAAAUCAUAUAAGAAUAAUAUCAUACCUGCUAGUAUCGAUGUACCUCCUCCAAUUAGUACUUUUAAAUUUUUACAAACUUGUGUCUUUUUAAGAUGUUCAAUAAGAGAAUCUGUAUUUGUAGCGACGAAACCAAAAUCUGCAAUUGAUGAUCUUUUUGCUGAUGUUGAUUCCGAUGAUAUUUUUUCGCCGAAGAAUACAAUCACGAAAAAUAAAUAUUCUAGUAAUAAUAAUCAGUCAGCAAAUUCAAAAAAUAUACAAAAGAAAUAUUUGGAGACUGUAACAGCAACUAAUAAUAUGGCCACAAGUACCCCAGAAGCAGACGUAAAUACUACUAAUUUAUUUAAUGAUGACGAAGAUGUUAGUGAUCUCUUCGGAUCAUCUAAAAACUCACAAUUAAAUAAAAAAAAACCAGUGGAGGGAGUAUCAAUAUUUGGAAAUAUCUUAACUUCAGAGAUUGAAGGUAAAUUAUCUCGUAGGAUAUCGCAAACUCAAUCAUCUGGAUCAUCCGGAAGUAAUACAUCAGCGAAUUAUGAAAUUAGCAAUGAAUCGAUACUUGGUCGUUCGCGAAAUACUAUUUUGAACAAUAAUAUUAGUGAACGAGACUCCAGUGUGAUAGCAAGAAAUAAUACAGAAAAUUCAGGCAUCGUCACUGAAAAUAGCUACAGCAGCGGAAUAUCGAUUGAUCCACCAAGUAUCAAUAAUACAGGUGGUUCAAGCAUAGGCGUUGACUUCCAGCCUCAGAUGACGUCAACACUUUUAAAAUCGGAAGAAAUCUACCGAGAACGAAUCAGCAAUGAUAGCCUUUUCACUGCACGUACACAGAAUGCAGUAAAUGUUACUUCGAUUUCGAAUUCGACAAAUAAUCAACCGCAGGAAGAAUCGAUCGAAGAUAUUUCAUCUAUACAACAGGAUGAUGCAUUCGAAAACGAAGAUCUAUUUGGUCCACCUCCAUUACCAAAAGCGGAUUCAAAGCCGGCAAAAUCGAAGAUACCAUCGUUAUUUGACGAUUCCGAUUCUGGUGACGAAUUAUUCUCGACGACCAGUUCAGGUUCUAGAUCGCAAAGAAGUAGCGAUUUAUUAACUUCUCAGUAUUCCGAUAAAAUCAAAUCCACGCAACGGAAAGGCCUCUUUGACGAGGAAAUCGAUAUAUUCAAUAAUAAGGAUUCACCAGACGUCGAUAUUUUUGGCAUAAUACCGAAACCGAUUGCAAAACAGGAAAACAGUACCUCUAAUAGAAAAUUUUUGGACAUACCUGAUGAUGAUCUAUUCGCAAACAAUAUCCGAGAUACGAUGCCGAAAAACAAUGGCUUAGAAAAGAAUGAAAACGUUACUACGUCGAAGGAAAUUAAAUUGUUUGAUGAUGAUGAUAUCGAAAACAAUGAUCUAUUUACUAUAAAACCUGUGAAAAGCGAAACUAAAAAUGAGCCUAGCAUUUUUAACAAUGAUGAUGAGAAUGAUUUAUUUUCCGUGAAGAAGCCAAUUGAUAAGAAACAAAAAGAUGAUAAACAGUUGUUAGAAACGGUUGCAUCCGGAAUAGAUGUCACGACUCGGAAAGUUUCAGUUGGGAAGAGCGAAAGUAAGAGUAGCGAUAUUCUUUCAAACAACGGAUUGUUCUCUACUACUAUUGGGUCACACGGAUUAAUUUUCGAAGAUGAUGAUUACGAUGAUUUGUUCAGUACCAAAAAUAUAUCAACGGAAAAAAUAAAAGAAGAUGCACAUUUAAAUUUGGAUACGAUGGAGGAGACUAAAGAACGUUCUAUUAAGAAUGUUGAAACAUCAGAUGAUUCUGAUAUCUUUGCUAAAUCUGAAAAAUCGAGUGUCCCUAUUACCACUCUUAAGAAUAUAGAACAAAAUAAUGAUAUGCAAAUUACUAGAUCUGAUGAACGCGACUCUAUGCAAAAUACUGAAAAUGAAUUAAAGAAGAGCCCUCCAAAAUCGUUAGACAUACAAACAACUGUUGCCUUGUCUUCGCCCGAAAAAAAUAAUCAAGGAGCUAAACGAGUAGUUUCUGGAAAGAUAAAAAAUUUAAUGGGAAGAAUGGGGGACUUGAAGAUGAUCUCGCCUAUGGAUACACCACCGGUAUGGCGAAGAAGCAAGGAAAAAAUGGAUGAGGAAGAUAGUGCAGCGGAUAGAGAUAGCGAUGACGGUGGAUAUGUUAGUACACAAGGUCAUAAUUCGCCAUUAAGUGUAUCAGAAGACAAUACUACACAGAAACAAUUGCAGCAGUCGACAACUGCGGAUGAAAAUAAUGUAGAAAAUGCCAUUAGUUUCGACGAGCCAGCUCAAGUGGAAACGUUAUCUACUACCGCUUCAAAGACCCGAGUUAGAAUACAAGCGAGACGCCGACCACAAAGUAGACAAGCACGAAAAUCCGCCAUUAGGCAAAGCGGAAUCGAUUUUGAUACUGUAGAUGCUGUUAAGAAUAAUUCACAAGAUGAGAAUCAAGUUAAUCAAUCAUCAAGUAUUUUUAGUAAAGAAAUCUCCACGGCUGUGAAUGUUAGUGCCCCGCAUACAACCACCGUGAUUUCUGAUCACUUGAUUUCGUCGACCAACGAUAAUCUUUAUCGAACGUCUGACACUAACAUUUUCUUGGUUGCGGAUGAUAAAUCUGAAUUAGGCAGCAUAAGCAAGGAAAGUUCAAUGAGUGCGAACAAAAAUACUUUGUUGUCCCCGUCUACGGACGAAGAAGAUUUAUUUGACGUACCGCCAGAUUUACCAGAGGAUCCACAAAAAGAAGAUACACUGUUUGGUAGGGCGCCUAUUCUUUCUCCAGUUGAGAAAGUUAUUUCUGAGAAGCCACCUGUUACCUUUAAAGUAUUAAAAGACACGCACAUUAAACAAGUCGAUGAUGUAGAAGCAGAAACAGAAAAAACUCCACAGAAGGUAGAAAAAAGUAGCACGCUAUCUGAAUCUAGUAUCUCUUCUAAUGCAAAUGUUACAAUUUCACGCGCCACUAAAAAGGAAUCCACGCAAGAAGAUACGAAAUUCGAAGACAAAUUAGAAGAAAUGAUCGAUCCAUUACGAGAUGAUAGUCAUGAUCCGUUGAAAGAUCCAAGUCAGUUAUUCGCUUUUGUUACGAAAACACCGUCUCCAGAAAAAGGAAAGAACUUGCUAUUUUCCGAAGAUGAUAGUUUGUUCUCUAGUGGUAACAAGAAAUUAGCUGAAGAAAAAUCUACGAAAAAACCAAUCCUAGACUUGUUUACUGAUGAUGUGGAAAGUGAUCUAUUUUCGGCGACUUUAACUAAAUCUAUAUCUAUAAAAAAACCUUUGAAAGAUACCAAGAUUAGUUUGUUUGACGAAGAAGAUGAAGAUGAUAGUUUAUUUGGAUCUGUUGCAAAAAAGUCGACGAUGGAAAGCGAACUCGGGAAAAAACAUUCUGCGGAGCAAUCAGCGAAGAAAAUAAGCUUAUUCGGUGAUGACGAUAACGACACAAAUCUAUUUUCUGAGCCAUUUGAACAAACACAGAAGUCAGAUUCUGAAAGUAUUCAAGAAAAAUCGAGUAAAAAUGACACGUUUACAAGCAUUACGGAGACCGUGAGAACCUCGCACAUUACGGAUAUUUUUGCCGAUCAAUCGAGCGGAGAAGAUGAUAUUUUCGCGAAGAUAUCGGCUCCAAAGAAAAUCACUGUCACAUCGAAAUCCCUGUUUCCUUCUGACGACGAUGACGACGACGAUAAUAUUUUCGGUAAGAAAUUCACAAAUGAAUCGCAAAUAAAAACAACAGAAAUACGCUCGAGCGUUAAAAAAGCGGUGACAAGGGAUCUAAAAAAGACAGCUGAAAAGAUUGGCGAAGACCCAUUGAGUGCUUUAUUAGAUGAUUAAAUGUAUUUUUUUCUUUUUCGGAAAUUAUUAGAUAGUUAUUGAUAUUUGUUGUUUCAUGUAUACAUUUCAUAAGUUUCUGAAAUUAGAAAUUGAACAUAUACAAUACUUCCAAAGUUGUAUAUUUCUCGCAAAUCAGGUGUAUAAAUUAUGGAUAACGCUGUGCGUUCAAAAAUAUUGUCACUGCAAAAUGAUGGAAAAAAAAUUUGAUUGUAUAUAAAGUAUAUUUGUUUUUAUUUAUUCUUUCUAUUGCUACAGAUAUUUUACAGUAUUUUUUCAUUGUCACUGUUAUAAAUAGAAGUCAUAAAACUAAAAUCUAUUAAACUACUAAAAUCGUAAUAGUACCGAGGACAACGAACAAUAGAAUAUUACACAAAUAAAACUGUAAUUGAUAUUGCUUGAUUUGUUGCCAUCUUGUUACACAAUCCUUUUGCAUAGUCUGCAAGCAAUGCUUUUACAUGUGAUGGUAUAUCAUGAUAAAUAUUAUAUUUUCUGUAAUUUAUAUAUAAUUCGUCGUGUAUGUAUAUUUUAUUUGUUGAUAAGACAUUCGGUAAUAUAUUGUAUUGUAUAUAUUGCAUUCUCUCUAUGAAACGUGUAUUGAAGUACAAAUAAAUUAACAAAAUAAAUAUUAUC
Messenger RNA from Heterotrigona itama, 11320 nucleotides. Lineage: Eukaryota; Metazoa; Arthropoda; Insecta; Hymenoptera; Apidae. The record is from the annotation of a GenBank genome assembly.